AAAUUCAAUUCAAUUCUGAUUGUCGCUAGCGGUUGUUUUACGGCAUUUGCGGAACAUUUUUCCGUUUGUUAAGUUAGGAAAGCAACUAACAAAGGUUUGCGUCUGUUGCGGUACGCGGAAGUGUUUAUAGUUCUAAUUUGAUGUUAAUUGUAAAUUUGUGCAAGGCUAUGGUAUUAUUACGUCUAUGUGUAUCUGUUCAUACUAUGAGAAAAGAGUCUGCGACCGACAAGUGAAGCAUAUUUAUAUACUUUCGAUAAAAUUUAACGUCGAAAGACCAUGUCGGAUAAUGUGAAGGUGUCGAUAAAAGUGCGGCCACUCAUUAAACGAGAAAAGGACAGCAAACUAGCGUCACAAUGGCGCAUCCGGGAUAACAUUAUUGCAACCAUUGAUGGCAAUGGCGAUCCGUUCGUAUUUGAUCAUAUCUUUGAUGAAACCGUGCCCACACGACAGCUGUUUGAUACCGUUUGUCGUCCGGUGAUUCUGUCUGCACUCAAUGGCAUCAACGGAACGAUAUUUGCGUACGGACAGACAUCAUCCGGUAAAACGUACACUAUGAUCGGGAACGAUCGGGAACCGGGUGUGGUACCGUUGACGGCCAGUGAAAUUUUCGAACAGAUUAAAAAGAUCAAGGAACGCCAGUUUCUGAUCCGCGUUGGGUUCAUAGAGAUCUAUAACGAGAAGAUCCACGAUCUGCUCAACACUGCGAACACGAAUCUGAAGAUAGUGGAGAACCAGUGCGGCGAUGUGUCGGUCAACUCGAAGGAAUGCAUCACGAACUGUGCAGAACAGAUCAUACAGCAUGUGGAAGAUGGUAACAAAGCGCGCAAGAUUGGCGAAACAAAUAUGAACGAACGGUCCAGUCGAUCUCACACGAUCUUUCGGAUUACGAUCGAGUCGAGGGUAAUCAGUUCCACGAGCGGUGACGGCAGUAUGGAUAACGAAGCCGUUCAGAUCGGUAUUUUGAAUCUGGUAGAUUUGGCCGGCAGUGAGCGGGCAGAUCAAUCCGGUGCCACUGGGUCCCGGUUUAAGGAGGGUGUUUGCAUCAACAAAAGCCUUCUGUCGCUUAGCUGCGUGAUACAGAAAUUGAGCGAAAACCCCGAUAAGCAGUUCAUCAACUACCGUGAUUCGAAGUUGACCAGAAUCCUGCAAGCGUCACUCGGUGGAAAUGCGGUUACUUCUAUGAUCUGCAACAUAACGCCAGCGGUGGUGGACGAAACGUACUACACGCUUAGCUUUGCGAUGCGUGCCAAGAACAUCCGGAACAAGCCAAAGGUGAACGAAAUUCUCACCGAUGCGGCCAUGAUGAAGCGACUCGAGCGGGAAAUUAAACGGCUGCAGAAUGAGCUCCGUUCGGAGCAAAACAAGAACAGUAAAAUUAAAACGCUAGAGCUACAGAACGCCAUCACGCUACGCACGAACCAGUUCAUCAAUUCGAACCAAGCACAGCAAGCGCUGACCGACAAUGCACGACGCCGUACCUGGUGCCCGUCCACGACGGAAAUUCCCAGAUUGGCCGCUACACAACGACCAACACCGGACGUGAUGAGUGAGGCGCGAUCCUUGAUGGGACCUCCACCGGCGUUUAUCGGUGGGCAGUAUCUCAUGACCAUGAACGGUGCUACACCACAGAUUGCAAUUCGAACGAUAUCGCCCGAAGCGGAUCAGCUUCCGACCGUCAAUGGUACCGUCGAUACUGCGGGAGGAUUCUCCGCGACGCUAGCACUGAUGGGAAACGAUGAGUCGGAAAUCAAUUACCGGGAGUUACUCGACAAUAAGGAUCUUUUGGCUCGACGAAUUCGCUCAAUAUCACCGAACGGUUUGCUGAAUCCGUUCGUCACCGAGGGCGAUGAGUUUGUGCCGGGUGAGCAAAUAAGCUUCGGUCACGUAUCCUUAUCGCCACUGGCAAACAUCGAACGGGAGCUGCACACGCCGAAGAGUCUGCGUAGGACGCGCCGAUCGUCUACCGGUGAUUCACCCUCACAGUCUUAUUACGAACAGCGGUGCCGGGAGUUGGAACAGGAGCUGACCGAGUUGCAGGAGUUCACCAAGUUGGAAAAUUUAAUCGAAAGAAAAGAUCUGAAGCAAGAGCUUGUCAAGCGUGAAGCAGCUCUAUCGGAUCUGAAAAACGAUCUCGAUGAGAAGGAGCAACGCUUGGAACACCUAGAGGAACGAUGCACCCAUCUAGAGAUUGAACUGAAGCACCAGAUGUCAGCAGUGACCAAGGCAGAGCAUGAUCUCGCUCUAGCUGUUAAGGAACGCCAGACAGCAGUAAAAGAAGCAGAACUGCAUCGCAAUCAGCUCACCGGCAUCGAGUUCGAGUACGAGCGCUUCCGGCAGCGAUCGGAAGCCCGCGAGAAGGAACUGAUAGAGUCACUACAAGAGGCACGCAGCGGUGGAGGUACUCCCGUCAAUGGGUCCGAUAGCUUCAAAUUGGAUCAAAAGCGAGAAGAAAUGAAGCGUUUGGAAAUGCAAAACUACGAAUUCACACUACAGUUGGAAGAAUGUAACAAACAGAUCGAACAGCUAAAAUCCUCCUGUCUGGAGCACCAUCGAAAACUGGAACAUGUGAAACACGCAGUUCUUCAGUACCAACAAACUCCCGCACAGGUAGAGGACGUUGCUCAGUCGCUCGUGAAUUCGUUGCGCAAGUUGCUUUUGUCCCAGGAACCCAGCACAGAAAGUACCACGAACGGUUUGCAGGCCGCAUUGACCGGUUACGAUGGCGAUCAAACCAAUGGAAUCAAUGGAAAUUCCACCAUUCUAGGUGAGGAGAAAACCAUUCAAGAGUUAGUGAAAAUCGUCGAGCAGCUCGAAGAAAACGUUCAACUACUCGAGCGAGAGAGAUGUUCCCAGCAGGAAGCAAGUGAUGUGCAACUGGGUCAGUUAAAGUCGAAGCUUAAAAGUAAAUACGCAUCGAUCGAACAAUUGGAGAAGGAGCUCAAACAGUGGAAAGAAAAGUUCGAAAUUCAAACCACCGAAUAUGACGAACUAUCGACACAACUAAUGGAUCAAAUGCAGGAUAAUGAAGUGCUUCGUAAAGAGUUUGAACUGUGCCGGAAGAAUCGGACGGAGCUGGAGCAAGAAGCGCAAGCGAAGCGCACCGAGCUCGAUAGUGAAAUUGUAACGUUGCGCGAUUCGCUGGAAAAAUUAACCAGCGAACGGGUUGAUUUACAAAAUUUGUGUGAUUCGCUUAAAGCUGCAAUAGAAAAACAAGCUUCCCACGUUGAUACGCUCGUUGCAGAGAAAGAAAAAUUGUCAACGGAAUGUCGGGAAGCAAAGAUUCUCCUGGAAGAGGCCACCGCCAAACGGGAUGAGAUUGCGAAAGAACUGAAGAAUUGGAAAGAGGAAAAAGAAACAGCUGCAAGUGAUCAACUGGAAGCGUUGAGAAAUGAAAUCGUAAAACACGAAUCGGAGAUCGGUGAACAGCGUUCGGCAAAAGAGUUGCUGGUGCAAGAAAAUAAACGAUUUGUGGAAGAGUUGGAAUUGUUGCGAAAGGAGCAGAUGAAAGUCUGUACAGAAAAUGCAUCAAGAGAAUCGGAAGAAAUGCAACGGUUACAGCAGCUAAAGGAUAACCUUGAUCUUCGCGUAAAACAGCUUGAAGAGGAACUUGAAACGUGCCAAAAUAAGUUAGCAUUGGUUGAAACAGAACAAAAGGAGCAAGUAAAGCGAUUUACCGAGGAAAAGGAAAAUCUUGCAAAAACCAACACCGAUCUACAGUUACAGAUUGUUGAAAUGCAGAGUUUGGUACAAGAGCUGACAGCAGAAAAGAACAAUCGGAUUAAUUUGGAGCUAACUGUUGUGGAAAAAGCAGCUUUACUAGAGGAAUUAACAAAUCUACGCCAGCAACAGGCAGUUCAGGAAGCAGGUAUCGAGGAAUUGCUACAAAAGAUUAACGAAUAUGAGUUGAAAUUCGCGGAACUCCAGAAAUGCGAAGAGUUAGAAAUCUCCCUAAAACAAGUGCGGGAUGAAAUGGAAUCUUCAAACAAAGCACUCGCACAGCUGACGGAGGAAAGGGAUGCGGUUGUGCGGCAGGAAGCAAAUAGUCGGGAAGAACUAUUAAACGCUCAGCAAACUGUUGCAACGCUUGUAACGCGUGUUGAAGAGUUGGAACAGGAAUUGGUGUCUUCUCGCUCAAAACAAGCAAAUUGGUUAGAGAGGCAAAAAGAAGAUCAACUAGAGAGGGAGACACAUCGUAAUGAAAUAGAACAAGAGUUGGAAACAACGAAAAACAUGCUUACAAAGAUUAAAAAUGAAAACAGUGAACUCUUGGAGCGGCUAGAAUUGAUGAAAUCAAAAGAAACAUUUGAACAGCAAUUAAUAGAAAAGGAUAAUGAACUGGUUAAAAUUACAUCCCUGCUAGAGGCUGUCCAGGAGCAGUGUAGUGUUAUAGAAAAACAACUAAAGACUGAUCGCGAAUCGUACGAUACGGCUCGUCAAAAACUCGAUGAGGAAAUAGAACUGCUUAAGAAAAUGGUCGAUCAAGUGAGUGAAGAUAAAAACCUUAUAGAGAAGGAACAUUCCGAAUGCAGCACAAAGCAAAAUUCCCUUCAAAGUCAGCUAGAGGAACGCGAAGUAGAAAUGCUCAAGUACAUUAACGAUCUGGACAUGCUCCGUGCGGAACAGAUACGUUUGGUAGGAGAGCAGAACGACGCCCAGCGUAUGCUACAAGAGAAAAACGCUGCUCUCCAGCGAGAGCUAGAAUCGCUGCAGGAAAAUGUUUUGCAAUUGAUGAAUGAAAAUGAAACAUUGCUGAAAGAGCAGAUUAAUGGUGCAAAUAUACAACAAAAGCAGCUCAAUGCGGAUGCGGAAGAGUUGCUAAAAUUGCGAUCCUGUCGCGAUGAAUCGGAACGUUUGGUGGCUCAACUGGAACGUGACUUAGCGACGGUACGGGCCGAGCUAGAGAUGGUUCGCACCGAACUGCUCGAAGAAAAGCAACGUCGUGAUGCUGGUGAACAAACGGAAAAGGAACAUUCACAAUCGAUGAAGGAGGCAAUGGAACGAUUACGGUGUUGUAUCAUCGCGCUGGAGGAUGAAAAACGAAGGCUAGAGGAAGAACAAAUUCGACUUCAAACAGAAUUAGAAAGGAAAGAAAAACAAUCCGCAGAACUAGAAACACUUCAGCAGGAAAAGGAAAGUUUGCUCGAUGAGCUGCGCAAAGAAAAUAGUGAUCUUACCAUAGCGGUACAAGAACUUUCCGCUAAGAUUGUUAAUUUAGAAGAACAAAUGGAUAGCAAUGAAGCGAUACAGAGGAAAACGAUCGAUACACUUGUGCGCGAAAGGCAAGAGCAGGAAGAUACUGUUGUUGCCCUUAAGCGCCAACUUACGCUGGUUGAGGAUCGGUUGAAAGAUCUCGAAAAGCAGCAUCAGCAAGUGCACACCGAACUACGUGAGGUGAAAACAUCGCUUGAAGAAAGUCUCACGGCACGUUUACGUCUCGAAAUGGACAUCGAAGAAUCAUCCGGCGUGCGGGAUGUUCUUAAGCGUGAGCUGCAAAAACUUAAAAGUGAUCUCGAGAACAGCAAAUUGGCGAACGAGCGGUACGAGCAAGAGCGCCAAGUUUCGGCGAAUCUUCGCCGCGAGCUUGAUGAGAAACAAAAAGAACUGGAAAGCUUUAUGGCCACCGGUCGUCCAUCUCUCGGUGACGGCCGGGUUGUGCAAGCGCUUCGACGUGAAAAUGAAGAUCUGCUGAAGCAAUUGAACGAAGCGCGACAAAUCGAUGGUCUUAAGGGCCGACAGUUGCAGGAACGCGUUGAAGAGCUGGAACGGCUGGAAAAGGACAUAGCGCGACUUCGCGACGAAAUGUCGACCAUGAGACAUGAGUCGAGUUUUAACGAGAAGCUAGAAGAGAUAACCCAUCUUCAGCAGAAGGUCCAGGACACGGAAAAGGUGAGGGAUGAAACGGUGCACCAGAAACGUACGCUCGAGCGUGCGUUCGAUCAGCUAAGGUUUAAACAUCAAUCACUCGCGAAAGAAGUCGACGAGCUGCGACGGACGACCGACAAGGAGCGAAAAUCUCGCCGCCAGAGCACACACGACGAUCGACGCGGGUUGCUGUUUAACAGCAAGGAAAUGGCCACAAUGACGGAUCCUACUUCUGCGGAUUGUGCCUGCUCGGAGAUGAACGACAAGAUUAAGGAGCUACGCAACAAGCUUACCUUAAAGGACUGUCAAUUGAACACACAAAAGCUAAUCUCCUCCGCCAACCCGCUCAAGAAUGAAAUUACGGAAAUGCGCCGAAAGCUCGAAGAUCAAAACCGUGAAAAGUCAUUGAUCGAGCAGGAGUUACACUCGGUGCUACAGGAGCUUGAUAAGGAAAGGAAAGAUCGCAAGCGACACUGCACGCAAUGCAUGAGGCACAGCAGACAGCAAAACGCUCGCUGUGAUAAAGCGGUACAGGCGUACCAACCUAGCGAAAGUCCCUGUGCUGCCGUAUCCGUCUCGAUUGUGUCCACUAGCAGAAAUGGGCUGGUGGGAGCUAGUGAGACAGAAGCAAACACAGAAUUGAACACACUGCAAAAGCGUUACGACGAACAGCAGGAGCAGUUAGAGCGCUUGAACGAAAAGUAUCAAACGAUGAAGCAACUGUGCCGGAUACGGAAUGAAAAGAUUACCAGCCUAAGUGUAGGACUCGCGGAGAAGGAGAACGAAAAUACCAAUGUAAAUCGUAGCAUUCAGAAUGAAUGUAUUCAAUUGAAGCAACAACUAAAGGAGGCAGAAAAUCGGUACGCUCAGAUCUACCACAGCACUUAUCAGACGAAAGCAAAAUCGGCCAACAAAACAGAUGUUGGUUUGCAAACGGAUACUGACGCUGUUCGAGAAGAAGCUGAUAUGUAUCGCAAUAAGUACGAGCGCUAUAAAGCACUGGCCGCCCGAUUGAUUGAAGAAAGUAAAACAAACAAAUUAAACGGUCAACGGACAACGAGCGGCGUUAAACGGCCGCUUAAAAUGUCCGAAAAUCGGGACGAAAUUCUUGCUGACUUUCAGAGCAUAACGGCAAUCGACGAUGUGGCCGAAGCCAUAUUUCACCUGGAAGCAUCGAACUGGAACUUGAUUUCUGCCAUUCAACGCGUACUGCCACAGGAUCCGACCGAACGGGCCAGCAGCAAUGGUGGGCACAGCACAUCACACAGCAGCAACAGUGCCGCGUCAUCUUCAUUGUUCGCUGGCAGUAGCUCCAGUAUGGGCAUGUACAGCAACAAUCUUAACUAUCUGGAGGAGCUGCCAGACGUGGAGGAACAGAUGACGGCUCCGUCCUCGCCGGUAAAGAUGAAUUUUGCUGUCAAAAAGAAUGUGGGUAACGUUAGCAGUAGCGGUGCGGCAUUUAAUAUUUCAGAUGUUGGUGCAUCCUCUUCCCGAUCCAGCAGUAAUCACGAUUUUCGUACCGCCCUGAAUUAUUUGGACACGAAACCGUUCGAUGUGCUGUUUAAUGUGCAGUUUAAAAAUGAACAUCAUCAGAUCAGUAUAUCGAAUCAAGCAACGAUCGGUGACCUGAAGGCAAAGAUCUUCGACAAAACACGGGUUCCGGUGUGUCGGCAGGCGCUGAAAGGUUGGGAACCGGGAAAACAGAAGGAAACGGCUAACCUUAGCACCCCGCUCAAGGCGCUCAAUAUCGUCGGUAAGGAGGUGAAUUUGAAGCUGACCGAUCUUACUGCGGAAGGUUUUAUUGGGGACGUUGACGUUGAUGCACAUCCGGCAUUAAAUCUGCAAAUGUAUUUGCUGCACAUCAAUGUUCAGCCCGGGAACCAGCUGCUGCAUCUGAACUUUCCCCCUCAACAGGACAUACUGUCGAUCAAGAAUCAUGUGUAUACCAUCACGGACAUCCCGGUGCGCCAUCAGGUGUGGUCCGGGUGGCCUAGCAACAUUACCAACCACACGACGUUGGCCGAAUCGGGGUUGGGGCUGGAACAUAAUCUGUUGCUAAAGCGUGCAGAAGAAAGUGCAAUCAAGCCCAACAACAACAACAACAAUAACAAUAAUAACGCAAAUAGUAUCAGUAACAGCCAUCUGUUGAAUGCGCUCAGCAGUGCGGGCACUAGCGCCAACAACAGUCACAGCAGCAGUAGCAGCAGUCGUCACAUGAUGAACUUUGGCAACGACAGCUUACCGAUCAUUCCAGUCGAUUCGGAGAGCAGCGGCGAAGAGUUUGAGGAUGCGUCGGACUUCAAUAACGAUGAUGAUAUCUUCACCGAAACGCCAAUUAUAAAUCAGCAGAAGCGUUUAAUACCGGAUAAUGUGGAUGAUGAGACUAUUGGAAGCAUACAAUUUGUGGAAAAUUUUGCCGAGCGCUACGGUCCACAGCAUCCAAUGUUCUUCCAGGGUAGCCUGGAGGAUGCACUGAAGGAAGCUUGUCAUCGUCCGUCGGCUCGAGACCGUAAGCUGUUGGCUAUCUAUCUGCAUCACGAUGGAAGUGUGCUGACGAAUGUGUUUUGCGGUCAGCUAUUAGCCUGUGAAAGUAUCAUACAGAUUCUGCUGGAACAUUUCGUCCUGUACGGGUGGGAUUUGUCCUUUGAAAGUAACAAAAAUAUGUUUUUAUCAUCAAUAUCGGCUUGCGUGGGCAUGACGGCCUCAAUAACGGUGCGUAACAUCCCAACCGAUCGGUUACCGGCCAUUCUUGUGAUAUCCAAAAAUCGCAGCCAAUGCGAAGUGUUUCAGGUGAUCUACGGUAACGUUGGUGUGGAUGAUCUGCUAUCCAAGCUGAUGGAAGCGUCCGAUAUGUACACCGAACAGUUGAAGAUAGAGCUGCGCGAAGAAAACGAACGGUUCGCCCGGGAGCAGGUGAAGCUGGAACAAGAUGCGGCCUACCGUGAAAGUCUCGAGGCUGAUCGGGCUAAACAGGAAGCCAAACGUCAGAAGGAGAUGAUGAUGCAGUCCGAACGGCGCAGACUAGAGUCGGAGCGGGCAGAAAACGAAGCCAAGCGUGAGCUGAUUCGUGCGAAGGCUCGCAGCACAGUGCCGGAUGAACCGCAGCAGAGUAGUGGUGAAAGCAUAACCAAGAUCCGGGUUCGUACACCGGCAGGUGAAAUGCUGGAGCGCAAGUUUACCGUCGAUACUCCGCUGGAGCUGCUGUUGAAUUAUAUCACCGCCGAGGGGUACCUGAUCGAUGAGUUUAAAGUGAUCUCAGGCUGGCCUCGUAAAGACUUAACAACACUGAACCACGAAAGCACACUGAAGGAACUUAAACUAUAUCCGCAGGAAACGUUGAUCCUCGAGGAACGAUGAUUGCACCAUUAAAUUGAGCCAGUAAAACAUUGUGCGGGAGCGCCAGUAGAGAUUUACCGUAUCGCUCAUCGUCCCUAAUGCAACCAAUACCGUUCUGCCGUCGGGCGCCGUAAAGGAAAAGAAUCCUGUUUCCCUAAGGAGAGAAACUAGUUUUUUUUUUGGUUUGUUUCGUGUACCAUCCCAUUACGGGCUUCGAUGCUUGGUUUCAACUUUCGGUCAACAUUGUUGGGCGGUAUUUAUUGAUACUGUAGGGACAAAGCUCGAAAAUCAUAAUGCGUGAAAUACGGCUAAAAGUGAUGCUCCGUAAAUAGGCCCCGCACUAACAUGUAGGUUUUUAGGAUGAUUUUAAACGUUGUUCUUUUGUAGUGUACCUUUAGGAAACCACUGUGUUAUCUAUAUCGUUGGCCAAUUUUGUGUACGUCGUUUUCUACGCUUUGCGUUCUCUUUACUUCUCCUUGUCAUUUACUAAAACCUUUGUGUUCUAUUUCA
This is a messenger RNA of Anopheles funestus (African malaria mosquito), 9708 nucleotides long. RefSeq names its product centromere-associated protein E-like. Gene Ontology annotation, cellular component: microtubule. Gene Ontology annotation, biological process: microtubule-based movement; mitotic cell cycle. Bases 277 to 9219 code for a protein of 2980 amino acids. NCBI's taxonomy places the organism in Eukaryota, Metazoa, Arthropoda, Insecta, Diptera, Culicidae. The transcript is spliced from 20 exons. Gene Ontology annotation, molecular function: plus-end-directed microtubule motor activity; microtubule binding; ATP binding. The record is from RefSeq and is a predicted model, not a curated record.